This is a messenger RNA of Alosa sapidissima (American shad), 2198 nucleotides long. RefSeq names its product kynurenine aminotransferase 1 (gene kyat1). Bases 335 to 1681 code for a protein of 448 amino acids. The record is from RefSeq and is a predicted model, not a curated record. NCBI's taxonomy places the organism in Eukaryota, Metazoa, Chordata, Actinopteri, Clupeiformes, Clupeidae. Gene Ontology annotation, biological process: biosynthetic process. The transcript has 13 exons. Gene Ontology annotation, cellular component: cytoplasm; mitochondrion. Gene Ontology annotation, molecular function: L-kynurenine:2-oxoglutarate transaminase activity; pyridoxal phosphate binding.
GGAGUGUGACUCAAUCAGUCAGCUGAUAAAGUUCAUGCACAAAGACAACAGAACAGACGACACAGAAAAGCUAGACCUAACAUUAUUGUAUGUGUGUAAAUGUGUAUUCGCACCCAAGCCCAACGUGCUGUGAUGCAUGCACUGAAUAACUCAAGUUAAAUAAUCGGUAACGGGGCAAAGAAAGAAACGGGGGCGUGCUAACUGCGAGCAUUUAUUCGAAAGUGAUACUGCCGAUCAGAAGUAGCCUAUAAAGCGGAGUGGAAAUUAUACAGUGCAGUUUCAUACCACUUCUUUAAAGGCAUAAGCUGCAAAAUAAUCCUCCGUUGAAACUGUUAUGUUAAGAAGCACCUCGGGAGAUCUGAUUAACUAUUGCAACAUAAUUUUGUCAUUCUCGUGUUCGGUGAAUAAAAAGGCAUUAAUGUCUCGCAGACUGCACGCACGCAGACUUGAUGGAAUCGACAAAAAUAUAUGGGUUGAGUUCACUCAGCUUGCGGCUGAUUAUAAAGCCGUGAACCUGGGCCAAGGAUUUCCAGAUUUCUCCCCUCCUACUUUCAUUCAGGAGGCUUUCUGUAAAGCCGUGAGCGGGAGCUGUCCCAUGCAUCAGUACACGCGAGCCUUUGGCCAUCCACCACUGGUGAAAAACCUUGCCAAAUUCUUUGGAAGAGUUAUGGACAGACCAGUGGACCCUCUUGAAGAUAUUUUGGUGACAGUGGGAGCCUAUCAGGCUCUCUUUUGCACUUUUCAGGCUUUGGUUGAUGAAGGGGAUGAGGUUAUUAUCAUUGAGCCAUUUUUUGACUGCUAUCAGCCAAUGGUGAAAAUGGCAGGAGGGAGAGCCGUGUAUGUGCCUCUGAGACCUAGAGCAGAUAGCGGCCAGGCACUGUCCAGUGCUGAUUGGGUCUUAUCCCCAGAGGAGCUUGCUAGUAAAUUCAACCCCCGCACCAAAGCCAUCAUGAUCAAUACACCUAACAAUCCACUAGGAAAGGUGUAUAAGAGAGAAGAGCUGCAGGUUAUUGCAGACCUCUGUGUGAAGCAUGAUGUGAUCUGCAUCAGUGAUGAGGUUUAUGAAUGGCUAACCUAUGAUGGAAACAAGCAUGUAAAGAUAGCCAGUCUUCCUGGAAUGUGGGAACGAACUGUCACCAUAGGCAGUGGAGGAAAGACCUUCAGUGCCACUGGAUGGAAGGUGGGUUGGGCUAUGGGAUCAGGGCAAAUCAUAAAACAUCUGAAGACUGUCCAUCAAAAUUCUGUUUAUCACUGUGCAACAGCUGCACAGGAGGCAGUGGCAGUGGGCUUUGAGAGGGAGUAUGACUGUUUUGGCAAAGAGGAGAGUUACUUUCUCCAGCUUCCCGCUUUGCUCCACCAUAAGCGCCUGAGGCUAGCACAGUGUUUGCAGAGCGUGGGACUGCAACCAAUUCUGCCCCAGGGAGGAUACUUCAUGAUCACAGACGUCUCCACUCUCAAGGUUGACCUGAAUGACCCCAGCACAGAGGGGGAGCUUUAUGACUACCGAUUUGUAAAGUGGCUUAUUAAAGAGAAGGGUUUAGCUACAAUUCCUGUCUCGGCCUUCUACAGUCCUGAACAUCAGCAAGAUUUCCAGAACUACAUCAGGUUUUGCUUUGUCAAGGAGGAUUCAACAUUGAAAUCAGCUGAGGAUAUUCUUCUGCAGUGGAGCAAAAGGAAAUGAUUCUCAACCACGGAACUUUGAGAGAAAAAUGCAGCCAAUUAGAAGUUGUGGUGUAGCCAAAUAUUUUACUCGGUUUAUUUUGUUUUUGCGCCAGUCUUAUCUUGAUGUCUUUGUUAUCUUUGUGGUUUUUUCCCUCCUCAGACUGCUUUGGCCAGAUUGCCUUAUGAUAGUUCAAGGCAGGUCAUAUCUAAACACAGCCCACCACAGAGUUCUCUCUGUGGAGCUUUAACCUCACAGCAGGCAUCCUCCUGACUGAAGAAAUAUGUUGUAUUCAGAUUUCCCUGCUAUCCUGGUAACUGUGAAAUUCUAUAGUUUGUUAGUGUGCAAACACUUUAGUUUUGAUUUUGUGCAUUUCCAUUUGACUGCAAUGUUACAAAAAUAUGGUGGUUGAUUUGGUGGAUCAGAGUAUCUCCUUAAUCAGUUGAAUGCACACUCCCCUGAAUUGCAGGGGGUUUUAAAUGAAAAUUCAUACAUGUAUGAUUUGUAUGUACAGAAAGAUAUAAAAAUCGACUUGUUA